GGGGGGGGGGAGAGCAAUAAAGCAAAUGGGAAACGAAUCGCAGCAUUUGAGGAAUCUGGGUGAAGGGUUUAGGGGAAUUCAUUCCAUUUUUUGGACCUUUUGUCUAAGUCUGAAAUACUUAAAAACGAAAAGUUCAAAAAAUAAAAAAGUUAAACAUGUCUUGCUAAUAGUAAGAACAGUCGAUGCUGGCCGUCGCUCCCGCUUCCGCGCCUGACUGACCCCUGCCUGGGAAGAGCCCUCAAGCCGGGGGAGGGGGACGAAGACCUGGCAGCAAGUGGGGGGGUCGGGAGCUGGAGCCCGAGCGAGUCUCUGACCCUCUCAGCCUGGCUCCAAGGGGGGCACCGGUUAACACUCCCCCUGCCCCCAGGAUUUAGAGGGGCCGGUGCCCCGCUUCCCACCGGAAACCUGGAGGGGGCGGCUCACCCCAGAACUGCCGCGUGGGGGGUGGAGAACAGACUGUCCUGGGCAGAGAGAGGAGCCAGGGCGCAGCCCCCCGGGGGGCCCGAGGAGUUUUGUCCCCGCAGAUACCGCCCUGGAGCAAGGACCCCUCCCCCUCCCCCCAGAGACAGGGAGGCGGUGGCCGGCGGCGGGGCAGGGGUGCAGGAGGGAUGUCCUCUGGGCACCAGGCAGCAAGAGCACUGGCGGGAGAGGACCGGGGACACCCCGGCGUGCUGCCCCCCGGCGCAGUGGAGCCCAGGAGGAGAGCCGGUCCCCUCGUCGCUGCGACCUGCCCGCUGGUAAUGCGCAGGCCGCUCACAGCCGUGUCUUUUUGGCCUCGAGAUCUGUUGAAGCACUUUGCCCCCGGCACCACGAAGGGCUCCCCCGUGGCCUACUCCUUGCCAGACUGGUACGUCCACCACAGCCAGCCGCCGACGGCCGACCGGAGGCAGGUCCCCGCUGUGUCCAUACCGGAUUACAUGGUUUAUGAAGAGUCUAACCCCGAUCACGUCAGUGGCAACUAUGAGUCCAGAAGGGGGCCCUUCGACUUUGACAUGAAGUCGGUUUGGCAAAGAGAGGCCGAGGAACUGGAAAAGGAGAAAAAAAAGGUGAGGCUACCAGCCAUCAAGUCCAAGUACGCGAGCAAAGCCGGGACCCCGCUUGGCCCCAAAGACCCUGCAGGAAGCAAACUGUCCUUUCCCCCCGUGCCUGGUCAAAAAACCAGUUCACCCACAAACUUUUCCAAACUUAUUAGCAAUGGAUAUAAGGCUGAGUGGUUACAGCAGCGAGCAGACCCAGACAAGAGGACCCCACAGACAUCCAGGGCCUCUGUUUCGUCUCCGUCCCAGUCUCCGCGGGACGCCGAGCUGCCCCCAGACCCAGAGGCUCCGGAAGGCGCCAAGGAAGGCCCAGAGUCUUCUUCUCCAAGUCCAGUAGCACCUCCAUCCGCCUCAGCGCCCGCGGAGCGCAGAUAAACCCCGCUGUGAUGUGCAGCUGGGAGCUGUGUAACAGCUAUAGUUACAAGGCUCCUGUUACAGUUUAUUAACAUAGAUUCUCACGAAAUGAUUCAUCUUAGAACAGAUUUGACGUCGCUGCUGCAUAGAUGGUGCCAGUGUUGGGUUUUGUUUCUUGCAUCCCUCUGGGACGCCAGGCGCGUGGCCUUUGCGCCGCUGCGCCUCUCUGGCCUGGGAAGUCCCAGGGUCUGGGAGGUCUGGGAACCGGCCACUUCCUUCCCACCCUCGGCCGACGUCACCACCUGCCGUGUGAGCCUCUACUGGCACCACUUCUGUUGAAAUCGACGGUUUAGACUCUUGACUGGAAAUGACUCACCCAAAAGCUUUUUCACUAUUUGGUCCUGUAAUCUUUGUAGGAAUAAUUUUUCUGUUACAAAAAAGUAUUUAAUUCCAGAAUAUUGUGAUAUAGUUUAUAUUAAGAAACAGAUUAAUUUAUUAUGCCUUGAAAUUUUAAACAUUUAGUAUGAAAACAUUGUAGGAUUUGCUAGUUUUAAAUGUUUGAAAAUAUUUUUGGCAUAAACUGAAAUCCAUAAUAGUGAACAUUUAUUAUUUUGUAUUAAGUAAAAAUAUGUUUAAUUUAAAUAUUUAAUUUAGUAGUCUUAACAAAAAUGUUUUACUGCUCAGACAAUUCUCUCAGUUUAUAAAUUUCAUUACUAUUUAUAUGUAAGUAAUUAGCAUAAAAAUGUAGUUUUAUAUUUUGUACAUUUAAUUCACUCAUAAAGUAAUAACAUUCUGCUGGAAGAUUUUCAGAGAGCCAAGUAAGUUCAGAGAUGUUUUAGCUUCUUUCCCAGAAUAAACUUAUCAUGCA
Messenger RNA from Balaenoptera musculus (blue whale), 2259 nucleotides. It is a transcript of the gene C9H7orf57, whose product is annotated as chromosome 9 C7orf57 homolog. The transcript has 6 exons. Bases 609 to 1412 code for a protein of 267 amino acids. Lineage: Eukaryota; Metazoa; Chordata; Mammalia; Artiodactyla; Balaenopteridae. The record is from RefSeq and is a predicted model, not a curated record.